AUGAGGGUCUGUUUUUAUCUCGCCACCACAUACAAAAAUGCGGUUCAAGAUAUCCGUAAAUACUUUUACAUCAGAUAUUUGUACGUUAACAACAAAGAAUAUGAAAUCGGUUAUUUAACUCACGAGAUAAUUUACAAAUACCAAAUCGUUUUGGAGCUAUUUCAAAUAAUACAAAAGAAGUAUGAACGGCACCCUGAGAGGGACUUCGCGAUGCCAUCAUAUAUGUUGUAUAUGUAUACGAACAUUUUACACCAAAGCACCGAUAUUAUACAUCUUUGCAACAUGCUACACGAGAUAGAGAAGAAAUAUGAACAUAACACCGAUCUAGGAGUGUUUUAUAAUUCUAAGGAGAAAAGCGAAGCGGACGCGAAGAAAGCUAAUCGAACGAUCAACGAUAUAAAAGCAGAUAUAGAAGCUUACAAGAAGAGAAGAAUUAAAAUGCUCAAACGAUUGGAGAGGGAAAGGAAGAAGAGAAUGAAAAUGUUACACAAAGGACGGUUCCAAUAUCUCACGUCAGUUCGUACUACAAAAACGUUCAUUAAAAAAUAUUGGGACCUCGAUUACGGCUGGUCCAUAGAAGAUUGGUGA
This is a messenger RNA of Bombyx mandarina (wild silkworm), 588 nucleotides long. RefSeq lists its product as uncharacterized. Lineage: Eukaryota; Metazoa; Arthropoda; Insecta; Lepidoptera; Bombycidae. The record is from RefSeq and is a predicted model, not a curated record.